GAUACAAAAGGCUUCUCGGCGCUUUCUUCCUUCCUCACUUGUCAUGGUUGCUGCGGUCGAACGGAGGAGUCGGACUUUCGCGCUGUUGUGGGAGUACAAAUAACAUCCGGUGUGCCGAGGGUGGAGGAUUUCCAUUCUACUAAACCCCAAACGUGCAGUGUGUUGUGUAGCAUAAAGGGCAACGAAAGUAUUCGCCGAAGUUUGCUGGAGUGGGAGAGAACCGCAGCGUCCGUGAAAUUCCUCGUGACGCAUACAGCGAACAAAUACAGCGAGGGAUAUCUAUCUACCCAGCAAUACCCGAACACACAAAGCAGAGCGCCGCAACAUGAAAAUCUGGACCUCAGAACACGUCUUUAACCAUCCGUGGGAGACCGUAGCACAGGCCGCCUGGCGCAAAUACCCCAACCCCAUCAACACAGCCGUCAUCGGUACCGAUGUGGUGGAGCGAAGGGUCGUCGACGGAGUCCUGCACACGCAUCGGCUGGUCAGCUCCAAAUGGUAUUUCCCACAGUGGGCACAAAAGCUCAUUGGUUCACCGAACGUGUGCUACGCCAGCGAAAAGUCGACCGUCGAUCCGAAGGAACGGUUGAUGACGCUCAAAACGAUCAACCUCACCUUUGGCAGCUUCCUUUCAGUGUACGAAACGCUCAGCUACGUUCCACACCCGACCGACCCGUCGAAAACGUUGCUUAAGCAGGAAGCCACCGUACAGGUGGAGGGAGUCCCGCUAAACCGAUACAUGGAGGACGUGUUGACGAAAAACAUUAGCACAAACGCGGGCAAGGGCCGGCAGGGAUUGGAAUGGGUAAUAGGAAAGCUGAAUGCUGAGAUGAAAGAACUGGCCAACAGUGCGGCAACCAGCACGAACGAAAUUCUGACACAGACCAAAAAAUCGCUGGACGACAUCACGGACCAGGCCCGCAAGAGCAUGGACGAGCUGAGUGCAACCGCUCAGAAGAUACACAUAUAGUAACAAACGCUGCAAGGCGGCGGCGGCGGCGGCGGCGGCAUCGGCUACCUCAGUGGCCAGCGGUGGGCCGGUGGACGGUGAACCCCGAACGCCGGACGGCAGUGGCGGUGGUAAAGCCGGUGAUGCUGGAGCACCACCACCAACACCAACAAUCCAGCCGGGACCAUCGUCCCUUCCGACGAAAUCAUCAUCGUUUUUCGGGCAGCAAACAAGCAACAGUUCCUUCACCGUUCCUUCUACCAGCAAAGCAAAGCCGACUGGUGGUGGUGUUGCUGCUUCUGCCAAAAGUGCCAGCAGUACCAGCAGCACGCUGACGAGAGAAAAUUCAAGAAAGGCAACAAGAGCAACAAGUGCUUCUACGUCCAGUGCCUCGGCCAAAGCUACUGCGCCCGCCUCAUCCACGUCAAACAUAGGGGAUGGAAGCUGAGUUCGAUGAUUCGUCGUUUUAAACGAGCAAGGCAAAUCCGCGAAGAAAGGACUGGCAUUUAUGUAUGUUUUUGCCACCUUCCCUGCUACUGGUCGUUUGUUUGCUGCCAACACUGAUCCAUGAUAGAUUGCGACGCUUCAUCCUCCUCUAUCCAUGUCGUCCUAUGUGUCCAUACUCUCUACCACGCCUGUUUUGUACUGUUCUGUCACACACACACACACACACACACACACACACACACACCAGCGUUUAUCCUUCUUCCCCCGUUUGUCCGGUUCCCCGUUCCUUCCCGAUUCAGUAUGCCAUUUGUUUGUAUUAGUAAUUUAUAUACGCAAAUACUGGUGAUAAAAUAGUGUUACGAAGGUACGAAAAGCGGAAAAGCACGGUUUGUCGCGAAAUGAUAAAAAGAAAAAAGGAAUUAGAAUGAUGGAAGACUAUUAAGUGAACACAAAGCACGGAGUAGCGAAUGGAGUAAUUGGAAGGAAAGAAACGACGAGAGAAACGAUGAUGAUUUCCCGCGGCACACACUGAUAACGAGACGGCUGGCCGGCCUGCUUCGGUGCGGGGCUUCGGUGUGCCGAUGCCUGUGUAAAUAAUUAGCCUAACUGCGCAAAUAUGUUAUUUUUAUCGAGUAAGAGCACAUUUGUUGUACGUUGCUAAUCAAGAACGCUACACACACACACACAAACGUUUUUUAAGUGCUUCGGACACGUGUCACGCGGCUUUGCGCUGGGCGACGGAAAAGCGAUUGUCAAGUAAACCGUUGCCAAGGUGAUCAGAAUCAUUUCCCUUUUUUCUUUUUGGCGAGAGAUGCUGCUGUGUAGGCGACGACGGUUUAGGGAUAAUUUAGUGUGCGUUUUAAUAGUUUCCUUACUCCCAUUGUGUGUGUGUGUGUGAGCGAUUGUUUUUUCUUUCCUUGUAGAUGCUUUAAGUUUAUAUGAAUAAAUAGGAAAUUUUCAAAUUUUUGUACACCAAUGGAGGGAAAAGGCAAGCGUGCGGUAGAACGAUUACGAUCACACGAAGCAUUAUUAUGUCGGCGAGACUAGAGCGUUAUAAAGAUGUAUUAGUGCGAUAAUGUGAGAGGAUUAUUGUUUUUUGGAAAUAGAAUUCUAAAAAGAAAGGCUUGAAAUUAUUGUCAUUUUUUACCGGUGUAAGACACUAAAAAUGAUGUAGAAAAGGAGGAUGUAAUAAUCAAAUCUACUGCGAAGAAGCUCGGUGUACACACUUUCAAAUCACAAUAAGUAAGUGACUGCCGGACUGCUGGACGGUUUAAGUAAAUCAAUAAACCUGGUUUCGACACACGA
Messenger RNA from Anopheles stephensi (Asian malaria mosquito), 2701 nucleotides. RefSeq names its product protein slowmo-like. The record is from RefSeq and is a predicted model, not a curated record. Bases 326 to 970 code for a protein of 214 amino acids. Gene Ontology annotation, cellular component: mitochondrial intermembrane space. Gene Ontology annotation, biological process: phospholipid transport. Gene Ontology annotation, molecular function: phosphatidic acid transfer activity. The transcript is spliced from 5 exons. NCBI's taxonomy places the organism in Eukaryota, Metazoa, Arthropoda, Insecta, Diptera, Culicidae.